Spinacia oleracea (spinach) is the source of this 1545-nucleotide messenger RNA. RefSeq names its product NAC transcription factor 32-like. Gene Ontology annotation, biological process: regulation of DNA-templated transcription. The record is from RefSeq and is a predicted model, not a curated record. NCBI's taxonomy places the organism in Eukaryota, Viridiplantae, Streptophyta, Magnoliopsida, Caryophyllales, Amaranthaceae. Gene Ontology annotation, molecular function: DNA binding. The coding region runs from base 141 to 1265 and encodes 374 amino acids. The transcript has 3 exons.
AGACAAUUAACCAAAUACUAGUAGAAUUAGAUAUAUAAUCUUAACAGCUAUAAAUAUAAGUGUGUGUAACUCUGCAAGUACGUUAGAAUUUCAACCAAAUUCAACGAUAUACUUUUCUCUGCUUUAAUUCAACCAAAACCAUGGAAUUGAUCCAAAACCCUAAUCAGAAUAAUCCUACCAUUGAAGAUGAACGUGAAGCAUUCUACAAAGCCUUACCACCUGGCUUCAGAUUCACUCCCUAUGAUAGAGAGCUCAUUCUUUUCUAUCUGAUUCCCAAGAUCAAAGGAGACGUCGUACCCUUGAAUCUCAUGCAUGAAGCUAAUAUCUACAAUUGUCAUCCUCAACAACUCGCUGAAAAUUACGCAGCACAAGGGAAGGGAAAGUGGUAUUUUUUUACACCAAGGGACAAAAAGUACAUGAAUGGAGGUCGUCCUAAUCGAAAGGCCGGGGAUGGAUACUGGAAAGCCACCGGAGCUGAUAAAAAAAUAGUGGAUGAGUCUGGAAUAAUAAUUGGUCAUAAAAGGUCAUUGGUGUACUACGAAGGAAAACCUAAAAAGGGUCAAGGUCACAAGACGAAUUGGAUCAUGUAUGAAUUUGUUGUCAAGGAUAAUCCUUCAAGCACACUUCCUGGUAUGAGGCUGGAUAACGCCGUGCUAUGCAGUAUCCACUAUAACGAUGUCAACUAUAACAAUGUCCACAUCAACAACGACACUAACGUCAUUGUCACUGAAAAUGUCGUCAUCAACAACACAAAUGACUAUGUGUACAAUUAUCCGCAACAACAACAACAACAACAACAAGGCGGCGGUCUUAUGUUUCCCAACACCACUCAGUCGACGCCGUUGGCUCUACCUCCUCCUCCUCCGUCCUCUCUACCACCUUUGCCUGCCUCAGAUUUUCAGUAUGGUAGUACCAGUAACGGUAAUGGACACAUCUGGAAUAAUCAUAGUGGGAAUGGUUUGUAUUCAUCAAUGAUGAAUGAAUACACACCCUCAUCUUCAUCCUCAUCAUCAUUGUUACCUCCUACUAAUCUAAACAUGCAGAUAAUGGAUUCCGCGACGGAGAUGUUUACAGCGUCGCAACCUCUUCGUCAGCCCGAAAACUCAAUGCCGCCACCGCCUGAAACAGCCAACGGAGAUGUCUUGCCACGGAAUUGGACUCAAGAAAAUACUUGUCCUCAACUUGACAAUCAAGUUUUGGCAGAGGAUUGGACUGAAGAAAGUUGUACUGAACUUGUGAAUUAUCUAAUGAGUAUGGAUUAUUAGAUGAUAUACCAAGUAUAAGGUAUUAAGGUACAUUCAAGUAUGUUAAGUUGCCAUUGUUUAUUAGAUGAUAUACGAAGUAUGUUAAGUUGCCAUGGAUUAUUAGAUGAUAUACGAAGUAUAAGGUAUACGAACUUCUUCUUAAUGCCAAGUGUAAGGGUAUUUUUUUUAUUUUUUUUAAAUUCGUAUUCUUAUUAAUAACACCGUUUAUGUUAUUAUUAAAUUAAAUUUAAUUAGACUUAAUUAUACAAUGAUAAAGUGUAAUCAUUUAAUUAGAAAAUAU